AUGCGCCUCGUUCACCAGGUGGUUGCGUUAGCCGUAUCAUGCCUCAUCCUCGUCCUUAUCACGGCAGUUGAUGCCCACUCCCAAUCCCGAAAUCAUUUAAACUACCUAUCAUUAAUUGAGAACCCUCGAAUACACACCCCUUCACAAAAGGUACACGCCUAUUCCCACUUCGAUCUCACCUUCGAUCUGCACAGAAACUCUGAACAUAUCCGAUUAAGUCUCGAACCGAAUCAUGAUAUCCUGCAUCAGGAUUCGUACAUUGAAUUCGUCGAUAAAGAUGGCCAUGUCAGGCACGCCGAGAAGAUGCAACGGGAGGAUCACAAAGUCUUUCAGGGCAAGUCUUUCAUUGUCGACAAGGAUGGAUCGUCCACAUAUGUCGGCUGGGCACGAAUUGUGGUGAGAAGAGAUGGCGUUCAUCCUCUGUUUGAAGGGGCAUUCACCAUUAUGGGCAAUCACCAUCACGUUCAAUUGAAGUCUAAUUACAUGGCCACCAAACAUGUCCUCGAUCCCGAGCUGGAAGAAGACGAUGACGAAUAUAUGGCUGUUUGGCGUGACACCGAUGUCAGCCGGCAAGGGCACACGGACCUGAAACGAAGUGCCGGCCUCACCUGUGCUUCGGACCAUCUCGAAUUCAACACCAACCCCGAUCAUCCCAUCUUUCGAGACUUGAUGCUCAAGCGCGAUGAUGGCUAUUGGGGUACCAUGUCCGUCUCCAACUUGCUCGGCAAACGGCAAAAUAUUGAUGGCGGUGCUGCUGGAAACGGUAACUCUGCCGGUGUCAACCUCAGGGAUACAAUUGGGAGCACGGCAGGCUGUCCAACAACUCGUAAGGUCGCUCUCGUCGGUGUCGCCACCGACUGCACCUAUACCGCCAGUUUCAAUUCCACCGACAGUUUGCGACAAAACGUCAUCACUCAAGUCAACACGGCAUCCGAUCUCUACCAGUCCACUUUCAACAUCACUCUGGGUCUCAGAAACUUGACGGUCUCAGAUGCGGAAUGCCCUGGAACGGCCAGCACCCAAACUCCUUGGAACGUGGGUUGCUCAAGCAGUACGGAUAUCACUCAACGCCUCAACCUCUUCUCUCAAUGGCGUGGACAACGCGGUGACGACAACGCCUACUGGUCCCUGUUUACAACCUGCAACACCGGUGCUGAAGUCGGUCUUGCCUGGCUGGGGCAAUUGUGUAACCAUGGGGCUACAGAACAAACCGAUACCAGCGGCAACGCCCAGAGUGUCACCGGUGCCAAUGUCGUUGCAAAGACUUCGACUGAAUGGCAGGUAUUUGCUCAUGAAAGUGGCCAUACCUUUGGUGCUGUUCAUGACUGCGAUUCCAGCACUUGUGCGGAUGCCGAUACCGUCAAUUCCGGUCAAUGUUGUCCAUUGUCAUCCUCGACUUGCGAUGCCAAUGCCCAGUAUAUGAUGAACCCUUAUUCUUCGCCCAGCAUCACGACAUUUUCACCUUGCUCCGUUGGUAACAUAUGUAGUGCGCUGGGCCGCAAUUCCGUCCAAUCAAGCUGUCUCACCGAUAACAAGGGUGUCGUCACCAUCAGCGGCAAUCAGUGUGGUAACGGAAUUGUCGAAGAAGGCGAAGAUUGUGAUUGUGGUGGUGCUGAAGGAUGCGGUGGCAAUUCGUGCUGCAACCCAGAUACUUGCAAAUUCAAUGAUGGCGCCUUCUGUGACCCCAGCAACGAGGGAUGCUGUACUAGCACGUGUCAAUUUGCGGGUGCAGGGACAACCUGCCGCGCAAGCACUGGCCAAUGUGACCCUGCAGAGACGUGCUCUGGUACGAACGGCACUUGCCCUGCAGAUACCACUGCUCCUGAUGGGACCGACUGUGGGGAUGGACUCCAAUGUGCCAGUGGUCAAUGCACCAGUCGUGAUCUUCAGUGCCAGACCCUCAUGGGCAGUUAUACCUCGGAUAACGACACCUAUGCCUGCAACAGCCAGACUUGCAGCUUGAGCUGUGCCAGCCCUGAUUUUGGAGCAAAUGUCUGUUACAGUAUGCAACAAAAUUUCUUGGAUGGUACUCCUUGUGGUGGUGGCGGACACUGUGAAAAUGGUGUUUGCAAGGGAAGCACGCUGGGAGGCGAAGUCAAAUCAUGGAUUGACGACAAUAAAACAUUGGUGAUUGCUCUGGCUAGCGCCCUCGGCGGUCUUCUUUUGCUCGCCGUUCUCGGAUGUUGUGUACGAGCAUGCAGACGACCCAGAGGAAAGAAGUUGGAUGGAAUGGUUCCCACGGGGCUUCGACACAAGAAGGCAGUUCAUGGUGGCGCACUCCGGGGAGGUUGGAAUGGGCCACCCAUCCCUGAUCAAAUGAGAGAUCGUGGUUAUGGUGGUGGAUGGCAAGCAUCACCUGUACAAAUGCAACCCCCGGCACAAGGAUGGUAUCCUUCUCAGCCGCCGCCCGCUUACGGCUGGGGAGAUGGAUAUCCUGCAAAUCGGGGGAACAGUGUUAGGUAUGCCUGA
This is a messenger RNA of Rhinocladiella mackenziei CBS 650.93, 2469 nucleotides long. RefSeq lists its product as uncharacterized. The record is from RefSeq and is a predicted model, not a curated record. Gene Ontology annotation, molecular function: metalloendopeptidase activity. NCBI's taxonomy places the organism in Eukaryota, Fungi, Ascomycota, Eurotiomycetes, Chaetothyriales, Herpotrichiellaceae. Gene Ontology annotation, biological process: proteolysis. The transcript has a single exon. Bases 1 to 2469 code for a protein of 822 amino acids.